AUAUUAAUUCUUCUUCGCACAUUUUUUGAACACUUUUGUACCCAGCCACGCCCAUUUAAUUUACUGCAACAACAAAGUUUUAUUAAAUUUACCGCAGAGUUUAAGUGCGUUCGUAAAUCAAAAGACCAAUCCCAAAAUACUAAAAAUGGGCAAAAGAUCGCAGAAGAGCAGUGUGCUAAUGGUGUGUGUGGGCAACCUAUGCCGCUCCCCAAUUGCCGAGGCUGUGAUGCGUGACUUGGUCGCAAGGGCGGGACUACAGGGGGAGUGGCAUGUGGAGAGCGCCGGGAUCGAGGAUUGGCAUUCCGGCCACCAACCAGAUGAGCGUGCACUGAAUGUCCUGGCCAGGCACAACAUCGAAUACAAUGGCAAGGCGAGAGUUCUAGCUCCGGAGGACUUCCUCGAAUUCGACUACAUCUUCGCCAUGGAUCUGAGCAACCUGGCCGCCCUGAGGCGCAUGGCUCCCAAAGGCACCACUGCCAAGUUGCUGAUUCUCGGGAAUUUUGGCCUGAAACCAGAUGAACGCAUCAUUGAGGAUCCCUAUUAUGACAUUGGUGAAGCAUCAUUUGAAGAAAUUUACCGGCAGUGCAGCAUAGCGUGUAGGAAUUUUCUGAAACAAGCGCGCUUAAAACAGAUAAUGUAGAUAAGUCCCCGACACCGCCUAAGGGUUAAGCCAUCCGACCAACAAGAACAGCUGAUAACACGCGUUGCCAACUAACUGUUGAGGCCAGGGCUGCAGGUUGCGGAACGCUCAAUUGCGAGCCGGAAAAAAAACAACACACAAAAUUGUUCGUAAAAUUCCCGUGUAAAUUGACUCAAAGAUGGUUCGAAAAGUGCUAAUGAUUUGUUUGGGCAACAUCUGCAGGUCCCCAAUUGCGGAGGUCGUGAUGGUGGACACCCUGGAGAAGGCGAAUGUCAAGGACGUGGAGGUCGAUAGUGCAGCAAUUGGUGGCUGGCACGUGGGCAACCGCGCAGAUCCGCGGGCCAUCAGCACGCUGCAAAAGCACGGCCUCAAGUGCACCCACAUCGUUCGGCAGAUCCGCAAGCAGGACUUCUCGGAAUUCGACUACAUCUUCGGCAUGGACGAGGACAACAUGAGCGAGCUAAGGCGUCUGGCGCCCAAGGGCUCCAAGGCGGAGCUCCUCAUGCUGGGCGAUUUCGGACUUGAGAAGAAGAACCGCAUCAUUGAGGAUCCCUACUAUGAGCGUGGAGCCGAGGGCUUUGAGACCGCCUAUCAGCAGUGCGUGGUUGCCUGUGCCGCCUUCAUGAAAGAGCGCCUCCAGAAAUGAAUGAUUUGUAAAAGUGUUGUGAUUUAGAUAAUCUAAUAAAUGUUGAUACU
Drosophila melanogaster (fruit fly) is the source of this 1336-nucleotide messenger RNA. It is a transcript of the gene primo-1, whose product is annotated as primo-1. NCBI's taxonomy places the organism in Eukaryota, Metazoa, Arthropoda, Insecta, Diptera, Drosophilidae. Gene Ontology annotation, cellular component: cytoplasm. The record is from RefSeq and is marked reviewed. Gene Ontology annotation, molecular function: acid phosphatase activity; protein tyrosine phosphatase activity; non-membrane spanning protein tyrosine phosphatase activity. The transcript is spliced from 5 exons. Bases 819 to 1286 code for a protein of 155 amino acids.